AUGCUGCAGCACCCUUGGCACCCAGACGUGGCCAACGCAAACAGCAGAAGCUCGAUGAUGCUGGCCUCCGAGAACGGCCACACCGAGGUUGUGGAAUUACUGCUGGAGGCUGGUGCUGAUAAGGACUUCACCGACAACCGCAGGGUCAGUAGCCUGAUGUUGGCUACUCAAUCAGGCCAAAUUGAUGUCGUGUCGUUGCUUCUGGAGCACGGUGCCGACACGACUUUUGUCGAGACACAGUGGGGCAUGACUGCCCUCUUCUUGGCGUCUCUGCAUGGGCAUGUUGAUCUGGUGCGCUUGCUACUGCAGGCUGGUGCGGACAAAGACCACGCGAACAACGGGGGUGUCACAAGCCUGAUGAUAGCUUCGCAGCAAGGCCACGUUCAAGUUGUGCGUCUGUUGCUGGAGGCUGGUGCUGCGAAGGACACCGCCUGCAACGCUGAUCACAUGACUGCGCUGCUUGCAGCUUCAAGCAGAAAUCAUGUCGAUGUUGUGCGAUUGCUGCUGGAGGCCGGCGUCCACAUAAACCACAAGAAGACACUCGGUGCUACAGCGCUGAUGCUGGCUUCUGCUCACGGCCAUGUUGAAGUUGCCCGGCUGCUGCUUGAGACCGGCGCCGACAAGGACGUAGCCGACGAUGAUCCGGGCAUGACAGCUGUCACGUUCGCAUGUGAAAACGGCCGUGCGCAAGUUCUGCGCUUGUUACUGGAGGCCGGGGCCAGGGACGUAGCAGACAACGAAGGCUACACCGGCCUGAUGUUAGCGUCUCGUAACGGAGAUGUUGAAGUUGUGCGCUUGUUGCUCGACAGCGGUGCUGACACGAGCUUGGCCAACGAUGAAGGCCUCACUGCCCUCAUGUUUGCUUCGAAGCACGGCCAUGUUCAAGUUUCGCAGCUGUUGCUCGGCAGCGGCGCUGACAGGAAGUUCGCCAACAAGGACGGCCUGACUGCCCUGAUGUUGGCUUCUCGAGAGGGCCAUGAGGAAAUUGUGCGUUUGCUGCAGUUCGACGAAUCGAAUUAG
This is a messenger RNA of Symbiodinium natans, 1020 nucleotides long. The record is from the annotation of a GenBank genome assembly. NCBI's taxonomy places the organism in Eukaryota, Dinophyceae, Suessiales, Symbiodiniaceae.